Molecule: messenger RNA, 1305 nt
Organism: Lucilia sericata (common green bottle fly)
Lineage: Eukaryota; Metazoa; Arthropoda; Insecta; Diptera; Calliphoridae
Product: protein YIPF1
Exons: 4
Coding region: 126-1091 (321 amino acids)
Biological process (GO): vesicle-mediated transport
Cellular component (GO): membrane; Golgi apparatus
Molecular function (GO): small GTPase binding
Source: RefSeq, a predicted model, not a curated record
AGAGCAAAUUAUUAACGACGUGUAAAAAUUAUAAAAAACCAAAGAAUUUGUUUAAAUUUAUAAACAAAUCUAAAAAAAAACAAUUAAAAUUCUAUAUAAUUAAAAAAACUUACAACAAAAACAACAUGCAGUCCGAGGAUUUAUUGCAAUUUAAGGAUUUUUCCAAUACACCCAACACCAGCAGUCCUCCGGCACAAAUAAAUGUCAAUUCUCCUACACAUUCCAAUAGCAAUUCCUCCUCUGGUGCGGGACGACAACGUGGUGAUCCUUUACAGGAUUUAAUCUACGACAUGAGUAAUUCGGCUAAUAUUUUAAGCGGCUCGGGUGGGGGUUCAGCAAAUGGUGCUGGUUCUGCUAAUGGUGGAGAAGGUUUGCCAGAACCUGCCACCGCUGGCACAAAUAAAGUGUCUUUCUUGACUUUGGAAUAUUAUCAGCAAUUUUUCAAUGUUGACACCUUAAUGGUUUUGGAACGUAUUGCUAAUUCUAUGAUCCCCAAGAGGGCUCCUGGGAAUUAUUUGAAAUCGAUUAUAGGUCAGAAUCCAGAUUUGUAUGGUCCUUUUUGGAUUACCACUACUUUGAUCUUCAGUAUUGCUAUUAGUGGCAAUAUUGCCAGUUAUUUGCAGGCGGCCGAUGACCACUACAAGUGGCGUUAUAAUUUUCACUUGGUUUCGGUGGCGGCCAGUUGUAUCUUUGUCUAUGUGAAUUUAUUGCCAGCGGCUUUGUGGGGCCUAUUUAAGUAUAGUUUGAAACCCAUACAAGAGGGUUUGGAAACGGAGAAUGCUGAUUACACCCCUUCUUUGUUGGCCUUAAUGUGUGUUUAUGGUUAUUCUUUGGCUAUUUACAUUCCUGUCUCCAUUUUGUGGGUUAUACAACUGUCUAUUCUACAAUGGCUUUUGGUCAUCACUGCCGCUUUAUUAUCCGGUUCUGUUUUAAUUGCUGUUCUCACACCAGCCUUAAGAAAUUCCAAAAUUUCUUUAUUCCUGAUUAUAGCCAUUCUUGGAGCUCAUUUUCUUUUGGCAGCUGGCUUUAUGUUGUGUUUCUUUCAUGUACCCAGUGGUGGUAGUGUACGUUUCUGUAACACCCGUUGUUAGCUCAGCCGCUCCCAUAAUUAAUAUAGUCAAACAUUCGGUGGUAUCGACGGCCAAGGCAUUAGUGGAAAUAUCAAUGAAACUAAAGUUUAAUAAGUUUAUGUUUAUUAUUAUUAUUAUUAUUUUGCAGGUUUUUUAAGUUAUUAAUUUUUACAGAAAUUAAGAAGAGUAUUAAAUGAUUAAUAAAAAGAAAAUUGGAUUAUUUACAUAAGUGAAU